Manihot esculenta (cassava) is the source of this 1032-nucleotide messenger RNA. RefSeq names its product auxin-binding protein ABP19a. The transcript has a single exon. Gene Ontology annotation, cellular component: cell wall. The record is from RefSeq and is a predicted model, not a curated record. Gene Ontology annotation, molecular function: manganese ion binding. Lineage: Eukaryota; Viridiplantae; Streptophyta; Magnoliopsida; Malpighiales; Euphorbiaceae. The coding region runs from base 16 to 705 and encodes 229 amino acids.
CAUUUCACUAUAUAAAUGGCAGCAAGUCUCCAUUACUCUGUCACAAAGAACAUAGACCAAUUGUUCUUGAGCAAGAUGAUUCUCUACAUCUUUCUCAUCUUUUCUCUCAUAUAUUCUUCUUCUUAUGCUGCAGUGAACGACUUCUGCGUUGCGGACUUGUCAGGUCCUGAUGGCCCUGCAGGCUACGCUUGCAAGAAACCUGCAGCAGUCACCGUAAACGAUUUUGUUUACUCUGGCCUGGGAAGCCCUGGCAACAUCUCAAGCCUUAUUAAAGCUGCUGUGACACCGGCCUUUGUCGACCAAUUUCCUGGUUUAAACAGCCUUGGACUCUCCAUGGCUCGUUUGGACUUGGCAGUUGGCGGUGUUGUUCCCAUGCACACCCACCCGGGAGCUUCAGAAGCCCUAAUUGUGGUACAAGGGUCUAUCUGUGCUGGGUUCAUUUCUUCAGCUAAUACUGUUUACUUCAAAUCUCUUAAUAAGGGAGACAUUAUGGUAUUUCCACAAGGGUUGCUGCACUUCCAAAUAAAUGCAGGGGGGAGUCCAGCACUUGCAUUUGUUAGCUUCAGUAGUUCAAGACCAGGUCUCCAGAUCUUGGACUUUGCCUUGUUUGCAAACAAUUUGCCUUCUGAACUAAUAGAGAAGACUACCUUCCUUGAUGAUGCUCAAGUUAAGAAGCUCAAGGGGGUUCUUGGUGGCACAAAUUGAGGUCUCUGGCCCUGGAUAUUGUCUUAUUUUUCUUACUUAUUAUUCCUUUGUUUUCUUCGUCAUGAUGUGGUCUCCAAGCACAGGAUUCUUCUUGUCAGACAGUUUGUCAGUUGUAUGUUUUAGUUUAUAAAGAGUCUAGUUACUGUUUUUCAAUUGUUUAUCUUCUUGAAGUUGAAUUGUGCUCUUAAUGACAGCAUCCUAAGUGGAAGAUCCGACCAUUUUUCUUUUAUAAAGAAGGUUGUAAUAAUUCUGUGCAGGACAAAUUGGCUUUCUUGUCUCAGUAGAUUUGCAAUGUAAGAGCAAUAAAUGUCCACUUUUUUUUCCUUA